Messenger RNA from Diaporthe citri, 801 nucleotides. RefSeq lists its product as uncharacterized. The transcript has 2 exons. NCBI's taxonomy places the organism in Eukaryota, Fungi, Ascomycota, Sordariomycetes, Diaporthales, Diaporthaceae. The record is from RefSeq and is a predicted model, not a curated record. The coding region runs from base 1 to 801 and encodes 266 amino acids.
AUGGCCCCUCUCACCGAAAUAUUCUGGUUCCUCAUUGACCCAUGGCUCUUUAUGUUCCAGGCCCUCUUGGUCCUCCCUUCCACGAUCCUCCGCCUACUCCUCCAGGGCCAAUUCACAACGCUGCUCUCCCCCUCCAAGCUCCAGUCCGCCUGGUUCGGCACCUUCUGGGCGACAGCCGGCCCCGGCGUAAGGGAGACGGGCGAGGCCCGCGUGAUCCCCUUGCUUGAGGGCCACGUCGCCCGCGGCAACGUCGUCAAGGAGCGCCAGCACGAGAGUAUCAGCGGCAUAGUAAUCGAGGUCGGACCCGGCACAGGGAUGUGGGUGUCCGUGUUCUCCAAGAUCCACACCUCGGGCAAGGGGAUCACUAGGAUUUUCGGGGUCGAGCCUAACACCGGCGUCCACGCCGCUCUGCGCAAGAACGCCGCGGCGGCGGGCCUGCAGGACACGUACCAGGUCGUGCCCCACGGAAUUGAGGACCUGGCCAAGUCCGGGAGCGUGGCCAAGGAGAGCGUUGACUGCAUCGUGUCGGUCAUGUGCCUCUGCAGUAUCCCUGAUCCCGAGUUCAACAUCAAGGAGCUGUUUGGCUACCUGAAGCCUGGUGGUAGAUGGUAUGUGUACGAACACGUCCGGUCACUUGUGGACAUCUUCUGGCCAACUGUGAUAGGUGGAUGCCAACUGUGCCGGAACACGCCCAAGAUGCUCAGAGAAGCCGGCCCGUGGACGAAGAUUGACCUCGAGCAGCCAAGCGGCGAGCCAUGGUACCAUCCGCUGCCUCAUAUCAUGGGCGUCUUGACGAAGUGA